UCCGGUGCCGUCACGGGACAGAGCAGUCGGUGACAGCUCCGAGUGCCCCCACCCGCUCCCAUGGCCGAGCCGGACCCCUCUGACCCUCUGGAGACGCAGGCAGGGAAGGUGCAGGAGGCUCAGGACUCAGACUCGGACACUGAGGAAGGAGCUACUGGUGGAGAGGCAGAGAUGGACUUUCUGCGGAACUUAUUCUCCCAGACCCUGGGUCUGGGCUCCCAGAAGGAGCGUCUGCUGGACGAGCUGAGCCUCGAAGGAGUGACCCGCUACAUGCAGAGCGAGCGCUGUCGCAGGGUCAUCUGUUUGGUGGGAGCCGGAAUCUCCACGUCUGCGGGUAUCCCUGACUUCCGCUCCCCAACCACUGGCCUCUAUGCGAACCUGGAGAAGUACCAUCUUCCUUACCCGGAAGCCAUCUUUGAGAUCAGUUACUUCAAGAAACAUCCAGAACCUUUCUUUGCCCUUGCCAAGGAGCUCUAUCCCGGGCAGUUCAAGCCGACCAUCUGCCACUACUUCAUCCGCCUGCUGAAGGAGAAGGGGCUGCUGCAGCGCUGCUACACGCAGAACAUAGACACGCUGGAACGAGUGGCGGGGUUGGAGCCCCAGGACCUGGUGGAGGCCCACGGCACCUUCUACACCUCACACUGCGUCAGCUCCUCCUGCCGACAAGAGUACUCGCUGAGCUGGAUGAAAGAGAAGAUCUUCUCAGAAUCAAUCCCCACGUGCGAGAAAUGUCAGAGCGUGGUAAAGCCUGACAUCGUGUUUUUUGGUGAGAAUCUUCCGCCGCGCUUCUUCUCCUGCAUGCAGUCAGACUUCUCCAAGGUGGACCUCCUCAUCAUCAUGGGCACCUCCCUGCAGGUGCAGCCCUUCGCUUCCCUCAUCAGCAAGGCACCACUAUCUACCCCACGCCUGCUCAUCAACAAGGAAAAGACCGGCCAGACAGAUCCCUUCCUGGGCAUGAUGAUGGGCUUAGGAGGUGGCAUGGACUUUGACUCCAAGAAGGCUUACAGGGAUGUAGCCUGGCUAGGUGACUGUGACCAAGGCUGCCUGGCCCUUGCCGACCUCCUUGGAUGGAAGAAGGAGCUGGAAGACCUUGUCCGGAAGGAGCAUGCCAGCAUAGAUGCCCAGUCAGGGUCCCAGGCCCCCAACCCCAACACUACCACCUCCCCUAAAAAGUCCCCACCUCCAGCCAAGGAGGUGGCCAGGACCAAAGAGAAAGAGGAGCACCAGUGACCACUACCUCCCAAACAGGACAGUGGAGUCCCAGCCAGCACGGUCCCUCUAACGUGCAGCUGGUGUGGGGCUCAGGAGAUCCUUCAUUCUCUUAACCACUUUCUUGAAACCAGGGUCCCCAACUCAAUCCCAGAAAAUUCUAAUAUUCCUGAGGCUGAGGCCUGCACAGCCCUUCUCUAACAGCUCACAGCCUCUAACCCGCCCACCCCAGGGCAAGAAGCAACCUUCCCUAACUUCUAACUACUCCCAGAGAUCAGGUUACCCCCAAACUCCUAACUGUGCCAGAACAAGGUAUUUCUCUAUUGUUCUCAGGGGACCUGUGGCUAAAUCAAAUUAACUUACCCCACACAGGGGCUGGACUUCUUUAGUGAAAUAUGACUUCACCCAGAGGAUGGGGCCUGUGGGGUCUCUGCCUCCCACAGACAAAGUGGGUGCUGUCUCCCCUUUCCUAGCGACCCACUUGCCAGCCAGUGGGGGAUGGGCAGGGGACCUUGCUUAUUGGAAACAAACUAAAACCAAAACAAACUAA
This is a messenger RNA of Microtus oregoni (creeping vole), 1759 nucleotides long. It is a transcript of the gene Sirt2, whose product is annotated as sirtuin 2. Lineage: Eukaryota; Metazoa; Chordata; Mammalia; Rodentia; Cricetidae. The record is from RefSeq and is a predicted model, not a curated record. The transcript has 16 exons. Gene Ontology annotation, molecular function: NAD+ binding; histone deacetylase activity, NAD-dependent. Bases 61 to 1230 code for a protein of 389 amino acids.